AAAACAGCGAAAAAUUGAAGUCUACUCUCGUCGUCGUCUUCCACUAAUUUUGUAGGUUUGGUCUAAAGAGAAGACUUUUGAAAGCAAAAUUACAUUUUACAUUUGCAGACUCUUGUCUGCUCCAAUAACCCUUUCCUCACGGUAUUGCUCCCCAAAACCGCGUGUACUGCUUUUGACUCCCAAAAUCUCAUCUUUUUGGAAUCUGGGUUCUUCAAUUUUGAGGUUCUUGAAAGGUCUUGGCUUUUUAUAUAAAAUCAGACAUCUCUCAUGGCUAAGUUCUGUUGCUUCGGUUCUUCAGACUACGAUCUUGUAGUUGGAAGAGCGUCAACUAGUUCUGGAAAGGGAAGAAACAGUCAAGGAGAGAUCAAAUUUGGUUACAGUUUAGUGAAAGGGAAAGCUAAUCAUCCAAUGGAAGAUUACCAUGUGUCCAAAUUCAUGAAAGUAGAUGGUAGCGAGCUUGGUUUGUUUGCAAUCUAUGAUGGUCAUUUGGGUGAACGUGUUCCUGCUUAUCUACAAAAGCAUUUGUUCUCCAAUAUUCUUAAAGAGGAGCAGUUUAGGUAUGAUCCUCAUAGUUCAAUAGUUGCUGCUUAUGAGAAGACAGACCAAGCCAUUCUGUCGCAUACUUCUGAUUUAGGCCGUGGUGGAUCAACGGCUGUAACCGCUAUUUUAAUGAAUGGGAGACAUUUGUGGGUGGCUAAUGUGGGUGAUUCCCGGGCGGUUUUGUCUCGAGGAGGUCAGGCGAUACAGAUGACUAUUGAUCAUGAGCCGCAUACUGAGAGGUUGAGCAUUGAGGACAGAGGAGGCUUUGUAUCGAAUAUGCCAGGAGAUGUCCCUCGGGUUAACGGGCAGCUAGCGGUUUCUCGCGCUUUUGGGGACAAAAGCCUCAAAACACAUCUACGGUCAGAUCCAGACGUUAAAGAUUCAUCUAUAGAUGAUCACACAGAUGUUCUUGUUCUUGCUAGCGACGGUCUAUGGAAGGUAAUGGCUAACCAAGAAGCGAUUGAUAUCGCGAGAAGAAUAAAAGAUCCAUUGAAAGCAGCAAAAGAACUAACAACCGAAGCGUUGCGAAGAGAGAGUAAAGAUGAUAUAUCUUGCAUCGUCGUCAGGUUAAGGUGAUGAAACAUCUUUUGAAACCCACCAAGAAAACGAAAUUUAUAAGUUUGAUUUUGAAUAGUAUAGUUAGAAGAUAUUUUUUUUACCAAUGGUUGAUUGGUUUUUUUUGCAAUGUUUGGUAAUUUGAUUGGAUUUGAUUUGUGGUUUGUGUAAGUGGGAAUGAAUCAUAUGAGAUUUGGUUGGUGUAUAAAAAACAACUUAUCUUCUGCAUUGACAUCAGAAGAUGACUCAAGUUGGUUGAGAGUGUAUAUAGAAGCUUUGUGUGGUUCUACUUCUGAUGAUGUUCUAUAACAGUUCUCUUUUGUCAUUUUUUUAA
Capsella rubella is the source of this 1429-nucleotide messenger RNA. RefSeq names its product probable protein phosphatase 2C 10. The coding region runs from base 268 to 1116 and encodes 282 amino acids. The transcript has 6 exons. Gene Ontology annotation, cellular component: nucleus; cytosol. Gene Ontology annotation, molecular function: protein serine/threonine phosphatase activity. The record is from RefSeq and is a predicted model, not a curated record. Lineage: Eukaryota; Viridiplantae; Streptophyta; Magnoliopsida; Brassicales; Brassicaceae. Gene Ontology annotation, biological process: protein dephosphorylation.